Messenger RNA from Oncorhynchus masou masou (cherry salmon), 2023 nucleotides. Its product is annotated as stonustoxin subunit beta-like. The transcript is spliced from 4 exons. The annotation marks the transcript as partial. Gene Ontology annotation, biological process: intracellular signal transduction. Gene Ontology annotation, molecular function: protein binding. NCBI's taxonomy places the organism in Eukaryota, Metazoa, Chordata, Actinopteri, Salmoniformes, Salmonidae. The record is from RefSeq and is a predicted model, not a curated record.
ACUCUUUGCAGGCUGUUAGGCUGUCUAGUCACAGAGGAAGGCUGUGCUUAUCUGGUCUCAGCUCUGAGGUCAAACCCCUCACACCUGAGAGAGCUGGAUCUGAGUAACAAUGACCUGAAAGAUUCAGGAGUGAAGUUGCUCUCUGAUGGACUUGGGAAUCCCCACUGUAAACUGGAGACUCUGAGGCUGUCAGGCUGUCUAGUCACAGAGGAAGGCUGUGCUUCUCUGGUCUCAGCUCUGAGGUCAAACCCCUCACACCUGAGAGAGCUGGACCUGAGCUACAAUCACCCAGGAGACUCAGGAGUCAGACUGCUCUCUGCUGGACUGGAGGAUCCACACUGCAGACUGGAGAAACUCAAUGUGGAACAUGGUGGAGAGAACAGAAUGAAACCUGGGCUUAGAAAAUAUGUCUGUGAUCUCACACUGGAUCCAAACACAGUAAACAGACUCCUCUCUCUGUCUGAGGAGAACAGAAAGGUGACAUGGAGGACAGAGGAGCAGCCGUAUCCUGAUCACCCAGAGAGAUUUGAGGGCUGUAAACAGGUGCUGUGUAGAGAGGGUCUGACUGGGCGCUGUUACUGGGAGGUAGAGUGGAGUGGGAGGGGGGCUGUUAUUGGAGUGACAUAUAAAGGAAUCAACAGGAGUGGAGGGGGUAAUGACUGUGUGAUUGGAUUAAAUGACAAGUCCUGGACUCUGUUCUGCUCUGACAACAGUUACACUGCCUGGCACAAUGAUAAUACCACUACCAUAGACGUCCCCUCCUCCAGCUCCCACAGAGUAGGAGUGUAUCUGGACUGGCCAGCCGGCACUCUGUCCUUCUAUAGAGCCUCCUCUGACACACUGACCCACCUGAUCACAUUCACCUCCACAUUCACUGAGCCACUCUAUCCAGGGUUUGGGGUUUAUUAUGAUGGCAACUCAGUGUCACUUUAAACAAUAACACACAAAGAACACAAACACUGGACGGACACACACACACACACACACACACACACACUGGACACACACACAUACUGGACACACACAACCAGGACACACACACACAGGACACAAAAACACUGGACGGAGACACACACACACAAACACACACACACACACACACACAGGACAUAUACACAGGACACACACAGAGGACACACAGGACACAAACACACAAGAUACACACACACACACACACACACUGGACACACACACACUGACACACACACACUCUGGACACACACACUGGGCACACUCUCACACACACACAAACGCGUCUUCCUAUAAUUGUGAGGACCUUGACUCAGGAACUUCAAAUGAUUUUUCUGAUAGAAUUGGGAACAGACACCUCAUUCCAGCACCAAGUGGUCCCACAAACACAGAGGUGUAAAUAUAACAGGAAUACAAAUAUUAUUCCAGACAUUAUAGACUAGAACUCCUUAUGAAUGUCUGCAGCCGAUGAGACUGUUGGCGUCUGACAAGAGGUGAAAAUAUUACAGGAAUAUUCUGCAAAUGUUGAUGAAGACGUCACUCAAUCCCUCCAAAACAUCAUGCAGUCUUUCCACAAGACUCCCAUGAAGUUAUAGUGUGACGUUAUGAGUUAACGUUAAAGUAACAUUCUCAGAACAUACUGCACUUGUUUUAUACUGUUUUAGAUGGAUCCUCUGUUUAUCAUCUUGUUUUAUACUGUUUUAGAUGGAUCCUCUGUUUAUCAUCUUGUUUUAUACUGUUUUAGAUGGAUCCUCUGUUUAUCCUCUUGUUUUAUACUGUUUUAGAUGGAUCCUCUGUUUAUCAUCUUGUUUUAUACUGUUUUAGAUGGAUCCUCUGUUUAUCAUCUUGUUUUAAACUGUUUUAGAUGGAUCCUCUGUUUAAACAUUUAAACUCUUACAAUAUCACCGUUAAAAUACCAAUGUGAUCAUUUGUUGUAUGUUUUUUUAUGUUGAAAAACAAAUACAAUUAUACAUGGACAUAUGCUCCAUAGUUGUACAAGUAUAUAAGGAUAUAUUGUACUUUUUGUAAUAAAACGUACUUAAAACAAGAAAAA